GGGGCAAGCGCCCUUUCUGUCUCAGCCCUUUGCUGGCCUUUGCUUUUCUUUCUUUUGGUAGAAUUAUAAAUGCGUUUAUGCAUCUGUUGGAUCCAAAAGCAGUGCCCUGGGAGACAGUGUUUGUCUGCAUUUUCUGGAAAGUUCAGUCUGAGCAUGUGAAUGUGACUCAGUUCAUGAGAGUGUGUGAGGGGUGGGGGAAGUCAAGGCCUUACUCUCCAGGCCAAGAAGUCCAUCCCCUUUCUUCCUUUGAAGGUGAUGGUGAGAACCCCACCCUCCUCAUCCCCAAACCUGGAGGUCAGUUCUUUUAAAAUGCAGUAUAAAGCCAGGCAUGGUGAUCCAGGGCUGUAAUCCCACCCCUGGGGAGCUGAGGAAGUGGCAAGUCACAGUUCUAGACCAGCCUGGUCAACAUAGAAGUCUUGUCUCAGGAUAAUCAAAAUCAAACGUGGGUACCAGGAUGGCUCUCCAGCUGCGUGGAGUCAGCUCAGCUGGUGGCCCAGGCCAGCUUCACAGCUGUAUGCCCUUUCUUCCCCUCCAGCACAUUGACCCCAAUGCCCCACGCCCCUGCCAGGGGCAAUUUUAGGAUUUCUGAACACACCAUCUUGUAAUUUUUUACGUGUCCUAAUUUUCAUAGUGAGUCUAUGAAGCAGGUUUGCGGCUGGCUGUUCUUGAACCAGGAAAGGACAGCGCGUCCCUCACAUCCGUCCCUCCCAUGGCAGGAUAAUGUCUGCUGCUGCCAAGCAGGAACUGCAUUGCCUCUCUGUCAGGAGUUUCUGCAGGCUGCGUCAGUGCUAGAAGCAGAUGGAGUGGGGUAAAAUGUCGGCUCCAGGACCUUACCAGGCGGCUGCAGGCCCUUCUGCAAUGCCCACUGCACCCCCAACCUACGAAGAGACAGUGGGUGUCAACAGCUACUACCCAGUGCCCCCAGCACCUGUUCCGGGGCCGGCCACAGGGCUCAUCACAGGCCCAGAUGGGAAGGGCAUGAAUCCACCUUCGUACUACACCCAGCCCGUGCCUGUCCCCAAUGCCAACGCAAUUGCCGUACAGACUGUGUAUGUGCAGCAGCCCGUCUCCUUUUAUGACCGCCCUGUCCAGAUGUGCUGUCCGUCCUGCAGCAAGAUGAUCGUGACCCAGCUGUCCUACAACGCCGGCGCCCUCACCUGGCUGUCCUGUGGCAGUCUGUGUCUGCUGGGGUGCAUCGCUGGCUGCUGCUUCAUCCCAUUCUGUGUAGACGCCCUGCAAGACGUGGACCAUUACUGCCCCAACUGCAAGGCGCUCCUGGGCACCUACAAGCGCUUGUAGGACUUGGCUAGCCAGCCAUAGGGGAAAUGGUAGAUCCAUGCUACCGGAAGUCACCUGACCCUUGCCCAGCUCACCCAGAAGAGGCUCCUUCCUUGAUUUCAUCUCUUCAUGGGCUCCAUCUUCGUGUCUUUUGGGGGUGGAAAAGGUCAAAAAAGUAACCAACCUCCAAACCCCAGAAACUGCUGCUUGGAGUUGUGCCCUGCAAAGACAUGGACCUUGAUGUUUCAAGGGCUUACAGCCUGCCCAAGUCACCCCCACUAACUGUGAUUGUUACCCCAUUUACCUCACCACUGAUUUGCCAUUGGCUGGCUCCUCUUCCUUCUCAGCGGGCCUUCCUGGUGACAGUCUCAAACCCGGAAGCCAGUUUGCCUUAUUCACUGUUGGCCUGAUCUUGUCUGUCUCCCCAUCCCUGAUGGCAGAGACCCCGCCUUAAAGACUCUGUGGUUCUGUAAUUGUAGACUUCUCUGGCACUCAGAAUCACUUUAAUUUCAUAGGUUUUUGUUUUGUUUUUCAAGUGCACAGAAGGGUUGCCAACACCCACCAGACACAUACAGAGAAGGUCACAAGUACAAAAUAAAAACAACAGUCAGGCUGGGUUUAAUCACACCCGUCCUGUCUUAGCCUUGCUCCUGUGGGGUGGGGGUGGGGGUCUUCUUCCUCACAGUUUCUGUGAGCUCCUUUUGUUCUUAAAACACACGUGGAAGUCACUUGGUAGGGAGACAUUUCUACAAUAACUUUUGUGAUCAUAAUACAGCCUUCAUUUUUUCAUUUGCUGGUGUGAUUUUAGUUGGUUUUGUUUUAGUUUUUGAUAUGCACUCUGGCUUUGUUGCCCAGCCCAGCCUUGAACUCCUGGGUUCAAGUCCAUCCUUCAGUCUUCGCCUCUCAAGUGCCCAGGGCUCUGGGCUUGUGCCGCUGCACCUACUGGGCUUUUUUUUUUUUUUUUUUUUUU
Peromyscus leucopus (white-footed mouse) is the source of this 2248-nucleotide messenger RNA. It is a transcript of the gene Litaf, whose product is annotated as lipopolysaccharide induced TNF factor. The transcript is spliced from 4 exons. Bases 799 to 1299 code for a protein of 166 amino acids. The record is from RefSeq and is a predicted model, not a curated record. Gene Ontology annotation, biological process: regulation of cytokine production. Gene Ontology annotation, molecular function: zinc ion binding. NCBI's taxonomy places the organism in Eukaryota, Metazoa, Chordata, Mammalia, Rodentia, Cricetidae.